Molecule: messenger RNA, 720 nt
Organism: Camelina sativa (false flax)
Lineage: Eukaryota; Viridiplantae; Streptophyta; Magnoliopsida; Brassicales; Brassicaceae
Source: RefSeq, a predicted model, not a curated record
AUGUGUAAGGCUAAGUCGGAACAAGCAGCAGUCUGGUUAUCUAUCCUAAAAGCCUAUGGAAAGGCAACAGGCCAAGAGAUCAAUCCGGCUAAGUCUGCUAUUACCUUUGGGUCCAAAGUUCCGGAGACAGUUAAAUUGGAGAUUCAUGGUACACUUGGUAUAAAAAAUGAAGGAGGAGUAGGGAAAUAUUUAAGACUACCUGAGUGUUUCAGUGGAUCAAAGGUGGACAUGCUAAGCUACAUAAAGGACAGACUAAAUUCCAAGGUUUUGAGCUGGCAUUCAAAAACUUUGUCUAUGGGAGGAAAAGAAGUCAUGAUCAAGUCAGUAGCAUUGGCAAUGCUGGUAUUUGCUAUGUUAUGCUUUAAAUUGUCGAAGUCUACUUGUGAAGCAGAUCAGAAGAUUCAUUGGAUUAGCUGCAAAAAGUUUUGUGUGCCUAAAGAGCUAGGGGGAAUGGGAUUUAGAGACAUUGGUCUUUUUAAUCAGGCUUUGUUGGCUAAGCAAGCGUGGCAGUUACUUCAAUAUUCACAAAGUUUGUUUGCCAAAGUUUUAAAGUCGAGAUACUAUCCAAAUUUGACUUUUAUGGAUGCAGGGCUGGGGAAGAGACCACCUUUUGGGUGGAGAAGUAUCAUGUUUGGAAGGGAGCUCAUGAAAAAAAGGUCUACAAAUCAAAGUGGGGAAUGGGUGUUCGCUAAAGGUCUGGAUGGAUCCAUGGGCGAAUGA